CCUCCCCCUCCCCGUCCCGUCUCAAGCGCCGGUAAACUUCGCCACGCCCCAAUCUCCAUUCGCCACAAACCCUAACCGCCCCUCUGCGUCGCGCCGCCGGCCGCCCCGCCACCCUCCUCGCCCUUCCAGGGCCCCGGCGAAGGCUGUAACCCGCGGGGAGCGGCGGCGAUGGCAUCCACGGCGAAGGUCACCAUCACCCUCGGCCGCAGCGGCCAGGUUGUCAAAAGGCGAACUAUUUCUGAUAUGGGUAACGAUGAUGAAGUGCCAGUAUCAGGAAGAAAGCGACCUGUCCGAGAGAGGUUAGGAAAUAAUGUGGCUGAUUCUGAUUUGUAUGGAAGUCAGCAGAGUAAUAAAAGACGGCAAACAGAAAGCAGUAGCUCGCAGCUUGGAGAUGAUGGUUUGGCUCGCCAGAUUGGCAGGGAUGAUUUAAGGCUGAAGCUUAUGAGGAAAGGCUUGACACAGAAGAGCAACAGUGAGGCAGAACAGAAUGGAGUGGAUCUCCGUGAAAAGCUUUCCAGGAAGUCAAAGAAACUCCAGGGAUACGAGGCAAGAAGGGGUGAUCCAGAAUCAAGGUCUAGUUAUGAUGAGGGGGAAAUCCCAGAAUCAGGAUCUGGAUAUGGUUUGAGGGGGAGAGUCCCAGAGUCAAGAGCCUCUACUCUUGUAAGCCAAGUGCCUUCGUCAAGGAGUGCAGAUGGGUUGUUCAAGUUGGAGUCUUCAGGAAAACCUUAUCCCUCGUGGACCGCUGAUUGUUUGAGGUAUACGUCCCCAGACAAGCUUCCAAGUGUUCGAAGAGACAUGACUCCCCCAAGAAGUGUUCGAAGAGGCAUGUCUCCCCCGAGGGCCGUUCGGAGAGGCAUGUCUCCCCCGAUAAGUUCUCGAAGAGGCAUGUCUCCCCCAAGAAGUGCCCGAAGAGGCAUGUCUCCUCCAAGAAGUGUUCGAAGAGGCAUGUCUCCUCCAAGAAGUGUUCAAAGAGGCAUGUCUCCUCCAAGAAGUGUUCGAAGAGGCAUGUCUCCCCCAAGAACAUAUGAUCAUACAGGGUCCAUUCCAUCCCUUCGAUCUGUCGGUACCACAAGACCUUCUAGUCAUAUCACAAGAGAUGCUGCUGACACGUUAAGAACCCAUCAACCUUACGAAGACAGCUCUACCAUUGGGAUCGAUAGAGGACAACAAACUAAUGGAAUCACACAAUCUGGACGCCGGCCUACAUCCCCUGUGCUGAAAGAAGUACCGUCGACAGUUACUGGAUUACUGAAUUCAAUGGGACUUGAGAAGUAUGUUGUUCUCUUUCAGGCUGAGGAGGUGGAUAUGGCCGCAUUGAGUCAGAUGAAAGACAGCGACCUCAAAGAUAUGGGAGUACCAAUGGGCCCCAGGAAGAAGAUACUCCUUGCGGCGGCACCUUACGGAAAACAACGGCAAAGAUGAGCAGCAUGUGCUCUGUGACGUUGAACAUUUGCUGGGAAUGCAUUUUUAUUGGUGUAAGCAUGCUCUAAUGCGGAUCUUGUAUAUCCUCACUGGUAGUCUGGCUUAGUUAACCUUUUUUUUUGUUGCUGAUAGAUUAAUGUCGCCCUGUUCUUGGCUUGUGUAAAGUCAUGUCUUGUCAGCUGAUGCUCCGAAUCGUACCACUGGCGGCGAUAUGCUGCCCUGCUGUAUUUGUUAACAGCAGUAGGGUUUGAAACAGAGUGGAUACAACAUGGUCUAGCGCCAUCAUCAAUCUGGACUUCCUGUAUUUUGGGGAACAUGAUGAGGGAUACAACUAACCCAAUCUAUUAUGUAUGCCAAAUGGCCAUCGAAUUCCACCAGUCUUGUGCAUGGAGGAAGUAGUAGAUUGUUUUUUCAGUUUGACUGCUCCUACCUACAUUUGUUCAACUGUCAAUCUUUGCCAUAUGGAUUGUGCAUAGUUGUGUUGCCUGUAUACCAGAGUUACCCCGGGUUUUCAA
Molecule: messenger RNA, 1937 nt
Organism: Triticum dicoccoides
Lineage: Eukaryota; Viridiplantae; Streptophyta; Magnoliopsida; Poales; Poaceae
Product: serine/arginine repetitive matrix protein 1-like
Exons: 7
Coding region: 169-1422 (417 amino acids)
Molecular function (GO): protein binding
Source: RefSeq, a predicted model, not a curated record